AUGGCUGCUGCCAACCUCAACCCCAAGAAGCCAAACUCCAGCUCAAGCUCUGAUGGGAGCGACCUGGACCCACUGUGGCAGAACCUCGACUGGGCUGUUGGGCAGAUGCUGAUUAUGGGCUGGGAUGGCACUGAAGUUACCCCUCAGAUCAAAAGUCUUAUUGAAGAUCACCAUCUUGGGUCCAUUAUUCUCACGGCUAAGAAUUUGAAAUCUGCCCAAGAGACUGCCAAGCUCGUCCAGGAAUUACAGACCAUAGCCAAGAAUGCCGGCCAUCCUCAACCACUUCUCAUCGCUGUGGAUCAGGAAAAUGGAGGUGUCAACAGUCUUUUUGACGAAGACUAUGUCUGCCAAUUUCCAAGCGCCAUGGGCAUUGCCGCCACUGGACGCGUCGAGUUGGCCUACGAAAUCUACAAGGCCACGGCUUCCGAGAUCUCAGCUUGCGGUGUCAAUCUCAUGCUUGGUCCCGUCUUGGAUGUUCUGAACAAUGCGAGGUACCAGCCGCUCGGUGUUCGUUCCACCGGGGACGACCCCCAGGAAGCCUCACAAUAUGGCCUUGCCGCAUUGAAUGGUAUUCGCGACGCCGGUAUUGCUGCCGCAGGAAAGCAUUUCCCUUCGUAUGGCAAUUUAGACUUUCAAGGCUCCAAUUCCGCUGUUCCAGUUAUUACCCAGACAUUGGAAGAGCUGAGCCUCAGUGCUCUGGUUCCAUUUCGAAAUGCGAUUGCAACUGGCAAGCUCGAUGCCAUGUUUGUUGGUGGAUGUGGUAUAUCAAACCCAUCUAUGAACGUUGGUCAUGCCUGUCUCUCCGACCAAGUUGUCGACGAUUUGCUCCGCAACGAGCUGGGGUUCAAAGGAGUUGCCAUCUCCGAAUGUCUGGAAAUGGAGGCGCUCAGUCAUGAUUUGGGCGUCCAGAACGGUGUGGUCAUGGCGGUCGAAGCGGGUUGUGAUCUUGUUUUGCUAUGCCGUGCUUAUGAUGUCCAGCUCGAAGCGAUCAAGGGUCUAAAGCUUGGUUACGAAAAUGGCAUCAUCACAAAAGAUCGCAUCUUCACAUCCAUCAGACGAGUUCAACACCUCAAGUCGACUUGUACUUCUUGGGCAAAGGCUCUCAAUCCUCCAGGCAUCUCACUUCUCUCUCAGCUGCACCCAUCGCACGUGUCGCUAUCUCGCCGAGCUUAUGAUGAAUCCAUUACAGUUAUUCGGGAUAAAGAGAAGAUGCUUCCUUUGUCCAGCUCCAUGCAUCCCGGAGAAGAGCUUUUAUUGCUUACGCCUCUUGUCAAGCCCUUACCUGCCUCGGCUAUGACCAAGAGCUUGCUUGAGUCUAAGAAGACAUGGUCGCAAGCCCCAACACAGCAUGAUUCCUGGGCACAUAAAGACCGCGAACGAAGUGCCAUAAUGAGCGGUGAAGGGGUGUUCCUUCAUGAAAACCUUAUCGCUAGGGCGUCUUGCAUCAUUAUCGUCACGGCCGAUGCCAACCGCAACAUGUACCAGGCAGGUUUUACAAAGCACGUGGACAUGAUGUGUUCGAUGCACCGCAGCAGGGGAAACAAGAAGCAGCUGAUUGUAGUUGCUGUGAGCUCCCCGUACGACUUCGCUAUGGACAAAUCGAUUGGCACGUAUAUUUGCACUUUUGACUUUACGGAAGAUGCCAUGUCUGCUUUGGUCCGUGUUCUCGUUGGCGAGAUUACCCCCAUUGGCAGCAUGCCCGGGACUCUUCGCAAGAGCAAAAAGGUUCUCAAAUCCCGACAGCACUGGCUCGUCGAAGAAUAUGACCGAGCUCGCGACUAUGGCGGCUUGGAGGAUUUGUUGAAAGCCGUUCACAGAGCUAGUGCGCCUGACCUUCAUUUCCUCAAAUCCACAAGAGCCGCUUCCAUGGAACUACACCUACCCAACAUCAAGGAGACUCACUUUGUAGUGAGGAACAGCAGCACGGGAGCUCUUUAUGGAUUUGUUGCUACAUACUUUAUUGCGGGCGUCGGUAUUAUUGGGGCUCUGCUGGUCGAUCCGAGCAAGCGAAACGUUUCUAUUGGGCGAUCUCUUCAUCGGCGAGCAUUGAAAAGCCUCAGCCAGCAGCGAGGUCUCAAGAAGGUCCAAGUCGGAAUGUCAUUUCCCGGGGUUUUCCUUGGGAUCCCUCUGGAUCCUGAAGCAAACACCGUCAAGGAGUGGUUCAGCAACAGCGGAUGGGACACACAGUUCCCUAGGCGUUUGACGAAUAUGAUCAUUCACGAUCUGCCAAAUUGGGUCGCCCCUGAAGGACUGUUGCAAAGCAUUCAGAGGGCCAACAUCAGCUUUGAUUUGAUUCAUGGCCUGGAAAACGCAGAAAGUGUACUGCAUCAUGUUCGUGCGAAUGCUAACCCAGAGGUUCUUGAGCUCUAUACGUAUGCGCUCUCAGAGAACAAAACAUGUGGUAUUGUCAGAGCCAAGGAUCCAUCUGGCAAUCUAAUUGGCACAGUCGUAAUUUGCCGACAAGGUAGUCCUCUGGUGACAUAUAUUCCACCUCUGCUCUCUGAUGGCGAGGAUGUUGGUGGCAUAAUUGCCCCAAUCGUGCCGUCGACGCCGCAGGCAACACUAGUACUGCAAGGUUUGGCUCUCAUGGGUGUUCGCCAAAGCAAGGGCCACAGAGCCUCCAAGGCCGUUUUGAGUUGGAUUGUGGACGAUGCGUUUGAGCCACUCGUAGCGAUGGGAUUUGAUAUACUGCAGGCAUUUGAGGAGAUUACAAACUCUCCCGAAGUGUGCCAGACGUGA
Molecule: messenger RNA, 2739 nt
Organism: Metarhizium robertsii ARSEF 23
Lineage: Eukaryota; Fungi; Ascomycota; Sordariomycetes; Hypocreales; Clavicipitaceae
Product: glycoside hydrolase family 3
Exons: 6
Coding region: 1-2739 (912 amino acids)
Biological process (GO): carbohydrate metabolic process; peptidoglycan turnover
Molecular function (GO): hydrolase activity, hydrolyzing O-glycosyl compounds
Source: RefSeq, a predicted model, not a curated record